Acanthosepion pharaonis is the source of this 657-nucleotide messenger RNA. The record is from the annotation of a GenBank genome assembly. Lineage: Eukaryota; Metazoa; Mollusca; Cephalopoda; Sepiida; Sepiidae.
AUGACACAAAGACACACAGGGAACAUCGAACAAUUCAUCUUUCUUCACCCUCCCUUAUACCUAGUCUUUUUUCACCCUCCCUUAUACCUAGUCUUUUCUCACCCUCUCUUAUACCUAGUAUUUUCUCACCCUCCCUUAUACAUAGUCUUUCCUCACCCUCCCUUAUACCUAGUCUUUUCUCACCCUCCCUUAUACCUAGUAUUUUCUCACCCUCCCUUAUACAUAGUCUUUCCUCACCCUCCCUUAUACCUAGUCUUUCUCACCUCCCUUAUACCUAGUAUUUUCUCACCCUCCCUUAUACAUAGUCUUUCCUCACCCUCCCUUAUACCUAGUCUUUCUUCAGCCUCCCUUAUACCUAGUCUUUCCUCACCUUCCCUUAUACCUAGUCUUUUCUCACCUUCCCUUAUACCAAGUCUUUCUUCACCCUCCCUUAUACCUAGUCUUUUCUCACCCUCUCUUAUACCUAGUAUUUUCUCACUCUCCCUUAUACCUAGUCUUUUCUCACCCUCCCUUAUACCUAGUCUUUUUUCACCCUCUCUUAUAUCUAGUCUUUUCUCACCCUCCCUUAUACCUAGUCUUUCCUCACCCUCCCUUAUACCUAGUCUUUCUUCUCCCUCCCUUAUACCUAGUCUUUUCUCUCAGUUUCACUUUCUGUAA